Messenger RNA from Penicillium paradoxum, 1383 nucleotides. Its product is annotated as glycoside hydrolase family 76 protein. NCBI's taxonomy places the organism in Eukaryota, Fungi, Ascomycota, Eurotiomycetes, Eurotiales, Aspergillaceae. The coding region runs from base 1 to 1383 and encodes 460 amino acids. Gene Ontology annotation, biological process: fungal-type cell wall biogenesis; carbohydrate catabolic process. The transcript is spliced from 3 exons. The record is from RefSeq and is a predicted model, not a curated record. Gene Ontology annotation, molecular function: mannan endo-1,6-alpha-mannosidase activity.
AUGCGCAUAUCUAGCUACGCAUCGCAGCCUUCAUGGACGGGUCUACUGGUUGCAGCUCUACUGGGCACUUCAACUGUGCAAGCAGUAGAACUGGAUCUUGAAGAUGGAGAUUCCAUCAAGAAAGCAGCGAAGCAGGUCGCAACCAACAUGAUGAGCUAUUACACUGGUAUGAACCCUGGUGACAAUCCAGGUAAUUUGCCCGACCCAUAUUACUGGUGGGAGGCUGGUGCGAUGUUCAACGCACUCAUCGACUACUGGUACUAUACGGGCGAUGACACCUGGAACGACAUUACGAUACAAGCGAUGCUCUGGCAGGCCGGAGAGAACAAAGCUUUUAUGCCCGCCAACCAGAGUAAAACUGAAGGAAAUGAUGACCAAGUUUUCUGGGGCUUCGCUGCCAUGACCGCCGCAGAGAGGAACUUCCCAAAUCCACCUGACGAUCAACCUCAAUGGCUUGAAAUGGCGCAGGCCGUUUUCAACACUCAAGCUCCCCGGUGGGAUAACACAUCGUGUGGUGGUGGCUUGCGCUGGCAGAUUUUCACAUGGAACAAUGGCUAUAACUAUAAGAACACCAUCUCCACUGGUGGAUUCUUCAACCUGGCUUCUCGCCUCGCAAGAUACACCAACAAUGCGACCUACCAGGAAUGGGCUGAAAAGGCCUGGGACUGGACUACCGAUGUUGGAUUCAUGACACCGCAGCAUCGCUUCUUGGAUGGAGCUGAUCUCCUCACUGGCUGCAAACCUAUCAACCAGAUUGAAUGGACUUACAAUCUGGGAGUCUACUUGCUUGGUGCAGCCAACAUGUAUAACUUGACCGAGGAUGUGAAAUGGAAGACGCGCACAGAGAAGAUUGUUCAAGCUUCUAGUAUCUUCUUCUCUCACAACCCACCCGACGUAAUGUAUGAGCGAGCCUGCGAGACGGUCAAUACUUGCAUGGUCGACCAACGGUCCUUCAAGGGAUAUCUUUCACGGUGGAUGGCUCAAACAACCCAAAUGGCACCUUUCUUACACGAUACCAUCAUGAGACGGCUGAAGGCUUCUGCCGCCGCAGCUGCCAAGACCUGCACCGGGGGUGAACGAGGCAAUGUGUGUGGUCUCAAGUGGACAGCCCAAAAGUGGGAUAAGACAAAAGAUUUUGGUCAGCAGAUGGCCGCCCUCGAAGUGAUCCAAGCCAAUCUCAUCACGCGCGUGGCGGCUCCAGUCACCAAGGAUGACGGCGGUACGAGUAAAGGAGACCCGAAUGCAGGCUCCGAACCACCCAAAAAAACCCCGACCGGCCUUGACUAUUCGAUCACUACAGGCGACAAGGCCGGUGCAGGUAUCUUGACGAUACUGAUGAUGAUCGGCAUCGGUGGAACCUGCGGGUGGAUGAUCUGGGACUGA